Thermochaetoides thermophila DSM 1495 is the source of this 957-nucleotide messenger RNA. RefSeq lists its product as uncharacterized. The coding region runs from base 1 to 957 and encodes 318 amino acids. The transcript has 3 exons. Lineage: Eukaryota; Fungi; Ascomycota; Sordariomycetes; Sordariales; Chaetomiaceae. The record is from RefSeq and is a predicted model, not a curated record.
AUGAGUUCUCCGGCGCAGUCGGGCCCGUCCUCGGUCCAAAAGAAGGAGAAGGGCAUCAAGUUCCUGGCGCGUGUGAAGACGGUCUUGAGGAGGGCGGAUCGUCGUCUUUCCCAGUUGAGUUCCAAGCCGGCUCCUGCUGACAGCGCCAAAGAUGCUGCCGACGCCUCGCAGGCCGCCGCCCAGGCCUAUCCUGACGCUGUGAAGGUCCCGCGCGCUCAGAUCUACGCCGAGCGUGCUAAGAAGUUGGCCGAGAUUCAUGGGCUCGAUGUGAAGCCCAGCCAGUGGUACUCUUCGGAUGGCCACGUCUUGCGCGUUGAGAAGCCCAUCAAGAUGCGUGUCCAUAGGAAGUGCCACAAGUGCGAUACUACUUUCGGCGCCAACAAGCAGUGCAGCAAGUGCAAGCACAACCGCUGCAAGCAAUGUCCCCGGAUUCCACCGAAGCGGACCGAGGCCGAGAAGGAGGCAAGCCGCGCCAAACGCGCUGCUCUCCAAAAGGAGCACAAGCCCCUCGUUGUCGAGUGGGAUCCGCAACAACACAAAAAGCCGGUCCUCAAGCGCCCGUCGAAGACGGGCGGUCAGGACCUCAUCUACCGGAAGCCGCGUCAGCGUGUCAGGAGGACCUGCUGCCAGUGCAACACCCUGUUCCGCUCUGGCGUCAAGAUUUGCCAGAGCUGCAACCACGGCCGCUGUACCGACUGCCCGCGCGAUCCGGCCAAGAAGGAGAAGUACCCAUACGGCUACCCGAACGACGGGCCUGGCAUGAAGACCGCACACUACGAGUGCCCCAAGUGCAAGGAGAAGUACUCGGUGCCUUCGCAGGCGCCUGCCGUCUGCCCCAAGUGCAAGCACCAGCCCGGCACGCGCAUAAAGCCUCACAAGGUCGAGCCAGAGCCCGACCCGGAGGUCCUCAAAAGUCUCAACGCCAGACUCGAGGCCCUGAAGCUGAGCGCCAAGUAA